Molecule: messenger RNA, 1161 nt
Organism: Phyllostomus hastatus (greater spear-nosed bat)
Lineage: Eukaryota; Metazoa; Chordata; Mammalia; Chiroptera; Phyllostomidae
Product: caskin-1-like
Exons: 4
Coding region: 1-1161 (386 amino acids)
Source: RefSeq, a predicted model, not a curated record
AUGCCGUUUUUUCAUAAGCCCGAAGUGAAGUGUGUGAUUCGUGAGGUGCCCGGCUGGGAGCACCUGCGGUUCUCCCACGUGGAGUGUGACUGCAUCCCCCGAGUUGAGUCCUUAGGGCGGGGGGGGGGGGGGGGGGUCCUGCCUUCUUCAUCCCUCGGUGACGCCCACAGAUUAUUGGCCCAGGGGGCCCCCAUAGUCUGCCACUGCGCACCACCACCACCACCACCACCCCCCGACUGGACCAGGCCACUGAGACGCUGCUCUCUAAGGUCCCGGGGGCAGCGCUGUGAUCAGGGGGAGCCCUCGUCGCCGUCGCCGCGGGAGAGGGAAGGAGCUGCACGAACCGGCGUUCAGGCCCUGGCCGCAGCCGAGCAGCCGGUUCCCGAAUGUGAUUCCCAGCUGCUCCCGCUGCCCCGACCGCAGCCCACGUGGCGACGGGCGGACCCAGUCGGGGAGCCGCGCCGCCCUCGGCAGCCGGCCGGUGAUCUCGGUCUCCCGCUAUCCCAGGGACAUCUGCAGGAAUCAUUUCACCCCGCGGAGCAAGGGAAAGGGAAAACGCCACACACGGGGCCUGCCCGCCCGUCAGCAGCGAAGGACUUUCCGCUGAGCGGGCCGGUUGCUUCUGAAUGGCGGUGCCAACGAGGUCAUCCCGCAGCAGCAGCAGCCGCAGCCGCAGCAGCGGGAGCGCCCGCCGACCCGCCGCCGGGAAUCUGCCGGGACCCGGAGGAGGCCUGGCGGGCUGGGCCGGGGCCGCCGAGGAUUUCACGGUUGAGCCCCAACCCGGUGACGGACGGCCUCAUGCAAAGAGGGGAGUUGGACGCAGACACACCCGGAGAAUGCCGCGUGAUGCUGGAAGCUGAGACUGGAACGACGCGGCUGUACACCGAUCAAGGCCGAGAACUGACGGCAACACCAGAGGCUGGGAGACACACAGGGGAGGCAAACAGAGGAGGAAGAGGCAAUGCGACCACCGAGGCAGAGAUCCGCAUGACGCGGCCACAAGCCGAGGAGCAGCAGGGCAUGCUGGGAAGCCACCAGGGGCUGGAAGAGGCCGGCACAGGCUAUGCCCCUGGGCCCUGGCGGGCGUGGGGCCCUGCUCACAACUUGAUUCCAGGGUCCUGGCCUUCAGAACGGCGAGAAAGUAAAUUUCUGUUGUUUUAA